AUGACUCUAAUUCAUAUUGUCCUUUUCAAAUUCCGCCCUGGAAUUAGCGAUGAACAGAAGAAUGCAUUUAUUCGAGAACUGAAGACAUUGAAAAACCUCCCCUCCGUCAAAAACGGACGGCUCAUUGUUGGGAGCCCCAGUGUUACGGACCCCAUUGAACGCAGCAAGGGCUUCCAGAUUGCUCUUGUGAGCUACCAUGAGGAUUUGGCAGCAUUGGCGGAAUAUCAAGCGAGUGAAGAGCAUCACCGCGUGACUUCUACGUACUUUAUUCCCUACCGAGAGGACCUGGUCCGGUUUGAUUUCGAGGUGGAUGCUGAGGAUGAAUAUAUGUGCCAAUUUCCUUUGUUAACCUAG
This is a messenger RNA of Aspergillus puulaauensis, 354 nucleotides long. RefSeq names its product Dabb family protein. Lineage: Eukaryota; Fungi; Ascomycota; Eurotiomycetes; Eurotiales; Aspergillaceae. The record is from RefSeq and is a predicted model, not a curated record. The coding region runs from base 1 to 354 and encodes 117 amino acids. The transcript has 3 exons.